GACAAGAAUGGAGUUCUCUUCCUUAACACCCACUGCUCAGCUCCGCUCUCACUGUCUCUCUCACUUCAGAAGCCACUCUUCACACUCCCACACUCUCUCCAUUCUCCAAGAACCCAACCAAGAUGAGGAACCGCCACCUUGUCCAAAUCCUCUCCCUACUCAUCGCCCUCGCCUCCGCCUCCGCCUCCGCCCAGCCGCCGCCGUUCUCGUGCGGCCCGUCGAGCCCCUCCGCCAAGUCCUUCCCCUUCUGCAGGGCCUCGCUGCCCAUCGUCAAGCGCGCCCAGGACCUCGUCUCCAGGCUCACAUUGGACGAGAAGAUCUCGCAGCUGGUCAGCUCCGCCCCGGCCAUCCCCCGGCUCGGCGUCCCCGCCUACGAGUGGUGGUCCGAGUCCCUCCACGGCGUCUCCAACGCCGGCCGCGGCAUCCGCUUCAAUGGGACCAUCCAGUCCGCCACCAGCUUCCCCCAGGUCAUCCUCACCGCCGCCUCCUUCGACGUCGACCUCUGGUACCGCAUUGGCCAGGUGAUAGGGACUGAGGCGAGGGCAGUGUACAACGCGGGGCAGGCGACGGGGAUGACGUUCUGGGCGCCCAACAUCAACGUGUUCAGAGACCCGAGGUGGGGGAGAGGGCAGGAGACGCCCGGCGAGGACCCGCUGGUCACCGGCAAGUACGCCGUCUCGUACGUGCGAGGCGUCCAGGGGGACGCCUUCCAGGGCGGAGGUAAGCUCCGUGGGAAGCUUCAGGCGUCCGCUUGCUGCAAGCACUUCACCGCCUACGAUCUGGAUAACUGGAAGGGCGUGAACCGGUUCGUCUUCGAUGCACGGGUGACGGCACAAGACAUGGCGGAUACGUUCCAGCCGCCGUUUCAGAGGUGCAUUCAGGACGGGAAGGCCAGUGGGAUCAUGUGCGCUUAUAACCGGGUCAACGGCGUCCCCAGCUGUGCCGACUACAAUCUCCUCUCCAACACUGCCCGUCGGCAAUGGUCUUUCCACGGGUACAUAACAUCGGACUGCGAUGCCGUCUCCAUCAUAUAUGACAAUCAAGGAUAUGCCAAGACGCCAGAGGAUGCUGUAGCCGAUGUCCUCAAAGCCGGAAUGGAUGUCAACUGUGGAACCUACCUGCGGAAUCAUACUAAAUCCGCUGUCAAGCAAAAGAAAGUGUCAGUAUCCGAGAUAGACAGAGCGCUUCACAACCUCUUCUCGGUAAGAAUGAGGCUAGGACUGUUCAAUGGCGACCCCAAGAAACAACCUUUCGGCAACAUAGGCCCGGAUCAGGUCUGCUCCCAAAAGCAUCAAGAUUUGGCUCUCGAGGCUGCUCGAAGCGGCAUUGUGCUUCUGAAGAACAAAGAAAAGCGUCUGCCUCUCCAGAGAUCGAAGUCCACGUCGCUUUCUGUAUUAGGCCCCAAUGCCAACAAUGCAUGGAAGCUGCUCGGGAACUAUGCAGGACCGCCAUGCAAGUCUGUGACGCUGCUGCAGGCUCUGCAGAGUUACGUGAAGGACACGAGGUAUCAGCCGGGUUGUGACGAUGUAGCGUGUUCUUCGCCAUCGAUUGCCCAGGCCGUGGAAGUAGCGAAAGCAGCAGAUCACGUGGUGCUGAUCAUGGGGUUAGAUCAAACUCAAGAGAGGGAGGACUUCGAUCGUGUGGAUUUGGUCCUCCCUGGCAAGCAACAAGAGUUCAUCACCACUGUCGCCCAAGCUGCGAAGAAGCCGGUCAUUUUGGUGCUUCUUUGUGGAGGUCCUGUUGACAUAAGAUUCGCCAGGGAUGAUCAGAACAUUGGAAGCAUAUUGUGGGCCGGUUAUCCUGGUGAGGCUGGUGGGAUGGCGUUGUCGGAAAUCAUCUUUGGUGAACAUAAUCCUGGUGGGAGAUUGCCAGUGACUUGGUACCCACAAGAAUUCAUCAGAGUGCCAAUGACUGACAUGAGGAUGAGGCCUGAACCAUCCACUGGCUAUCCCGGGCGUACAUACCGGUUCUACGAAGGCCAAUCGGUUUACGAGUAUGGAUACGGGCUUAGCUACACGGAACAUUCUUACAAGUUCAUAUCUGUUACCAAGGAACUUUUCUACCUAAACCUAUCCCCUAAAUCUCAACCUGAUGAAGCCUCGGAUGCCUCCCCUCGGUACAGACCGGUUUCAGAUUUGGGAGCAGAGUUUUGCAAGAAGAGCAAGUUUGAGGUCACAGUCGAAGUCAAGAACCAUGGCGACAUGGCGAGCAAGCACCCGGUGUUGCUCUUUGUGAGGCAUGCGAAGCCGAGCAGCGGGAGUCCGAUGAAGCAGCUGGUGGCCUUCCAGAGUGUGGAACUGAAGGGGGGCGAAACCAUGGAGGUCACAUUGGCAUUGAACCCUUGUGACCACCUGAGCCGAGCCGAUGAAAAUGGUGUGAUGAUAAUAGAAGAAGGGUGGCGCUUCUUGGAGGUGGGAGAUCAAGAGUACCCAAUCACCGUUAUGGCCUGAUAUGUGAAUUUGGCCAGUCGUUAAUCUUGCAAUUUAAGGAUUUUAUUGCUUCCUACAUAGUUCGAUUAGCGUUUCAAUUGGCAAGUGUAACAAGAAAAGAUUCGAACGGCGACUUCUCCCUAUUUGCACGUGAAAAGGAUCAAUAAGGAAUGAGCAUAAUGAAUUUUCAAGUAGUUUUCCAUUAA
Molecule: messenger RNA, 2635 nt
Organism: Syzygium oleosum
Lineage: Eukaryota; Viridiplantae; Streptophyta; Magnoliopsida; Myrtales; Myrtaceae
Product: probable beta-D-xylosidase 7
Exons: 6
Coding region: 123-2450 (775 amino acids)
Biological process (GO): arabinan catabolic process; xylan catabolic process
Cellular component (GO): plant-type cell wall
Molecular function (GO): xylan 1,4-beta-xylosidase activity; alpha-L-arabinofuranosidase activity
Source: RefSeq, a predicted model, not a curated record